Penicillium oxalicum is the source of this 528-nucleotide messenger RNA. RefSeq lists its product as uncharacterized. Gene Ontology annotation, cellular component: TRAPP complex; nucleus; cytoplasm. NCBI's taxonomy places the organism in Eukaryota, Fungi, Ascomycota, Eurotiomycetes, Eurotiales, Aspergillaceae. The coding region runs from base 1 to 528 and encodes 175 amino acids. The record is from RefSeq and is a predicted model, not a curated record. Gene Ontology annotation, biological process: endoplasmic reticulum to Golgi vesicle-mediated transport. The transcript is spliced from 3 exons.
AUGACGGGACCCCGGAUAGCUUGCAUCGGAGUGAUUGGAAAGACGGAUAACCCCCUACACAUCUCUCUGUUUCCACCAUAUACGGACUCUACCAUUGAGUUCUCAUUCAUGCUCAACUCUUGUCUCGACAUCAUUGAGAUUCGGCGCAAACAGACCUCCAUCGACCAGGACCUCGGAUUGUUACAUGCAAUCGAUGAGCGCCUCGCCGCUUAUGGCUGGCUGACAACGACGGGGGUGAAGUUCUUGAUCAUUGUGGAUCAAUUCGGACGCGAGAGUGUAAGCGCAGGGAAGCCUGCAGGUCCUGCAGUCAGUGGCCUGAGGGACUCGGACUUGAAACCGGCUUUCCGGGCAUUGCAGAGCGCGUACAUCCAGCUUCUUCAAAACCCGUUCUACUCCCCGGACGAACACGCUCCGAUUUCCGAGACGACGGCAGCCGCCACGACCGCUGGUCAGCCCAUUUCAAACCCCAAGUUCAUCGCCGACUUGCAACGCAUUGGUCAGACGUGGGCCCCGGGAGUUGCCAUGUAG